AUGUACGAAGAAAAAUCGGUUACUAUCAACAACAUCCUUUCAAAAGUAUGGAGCCAUUCGAGUUUGUUUGCUGAUAAGAAGAGCCCUGCAUCGUUUAACAAAUGGUGCUCAACGAGAAAUAUAAAGUUCCUUGAACAGCAAUCAAAACGAAAAAAAAAUGAUAUGGAUGAGAGAGUGUCUGUUCGUUCUCUCUACGUCAUGAUGGAUAAGCAUAUCACUAUAAACGAUAUUGCCGACUGUCUUCCUAAAUAUCAAGAAUAUAUCCAACAGCUAAAAGAUCAAGGCUAUACAAUGGUUGGUUACUGCAGAAAAUCGAAGCAAACACGUGAAGACAGCAACGAUCGACAACGUUUAUUACAGAAACAGGUAGAAAGGUUGAAAGCGAGAUCUUUGGUGGACAAAGUCUUUGUGUCUGUAUAUUGUAAAUCGUCUGACCCCAUUGCCAACCGAGAUCUAAAGAGCUCAAGCCAUAUCUUAAAUGGGCUGACAGGCGUGGAUGGGGAUAUGCAAGAUUUACUGAAGGUUAUAUCCACCACUCAAAAAGUUUGUUUGGUCACAACACUUGAUACCGCAGGUCUUACGACUAGUAAGGAUGAUUUAUUAUCAUUUUUACGUGUUGAGGCCAGUGGUGAGGCCAAUGAUGAAGCCAGUGUUGAACCCAGUUAUGAAGCCAAUGAUGAAGCCAGUGUUGCAGCCAAUGAUGAAGCCAGUGUUGAAGUCAGUGUUGAGGCCAGUGUUGCACCCAGUUAUAAAGCCAAUGAUGAAGCCAGUGUUGAUACCAAUUGUUAA
Messenger RNA from Mucor velutinosus, 789 nucleotides. RefSeq names its product formin-binding protein. Lineage: Eukaryota; Fungi; Mucoromycota; Mucoromycetes; Mucorales; Mucoraceae. The record is from RefSeq and is a predicted model, not a curated record. The transcript is spliced from 4 exons. The coding region runs from base 1 to 789 and encodes 262 amino acids.